AUGUCUCUACAUAGCGACCCGGGAAACAUGGCAACCACUGGGUUCAAAACUGCAGAGAUGAGCAAGUCUCACCUACUGCGGUCGAAUUCCCGAACACGCGGCAUCAACAUCAAAGCAGUGAAGGCUUUGUCCCUGCAACCUACACAGAAAUCCGUCAAAACACGGGCUGAUCUGCCUCUUUACACCACUGUAAACAGUUCACAAGGCAUCUCGGCUUCGCAAAAUCGGGAACACGUACCGGAAAAACCUUUGCAGCCCCCUCUAGUUCCAGGCGCCAUGUCACGCGACCAAAAGAAAGAAGCGGCCAACGUCACAGCCAAGCAGCUCGACAAACUAAGCAUAGAUGACCAGUUACGACUACUAGCUCUAAAAGAGAUGUCUUUGGUAGAGCUCAAAGAUUCCAUCGCGACUCUAAAUGCGCAGUUACGACUGUCUGAGAAGGAACUACAACGCUUCAGGCAGAUGAUCCAGAGGAAUCUAUUUCGAGAAAUGCAGAUCGCGGCUGUUGAUAGUACUGCUCUCAAAAAACGUAAUGUUCAGUCAAAUGGAAGUGUCUCUGGGGGCGGUUCCGCUCGUAAACCUAGGUCACCCAGUUCCAAUCGAAAAUCAUCCAAAGCUAAGAGCGACGCAGACCCUCCACGCCGCAAUAAGACCGAUCAUUUGAGUGAAGACAAAGAAAAUACUGGAACUGAUGACUUAAUAUCCACAUUACCGCCAGAGGACUCGACGUCGUCGACUCUUUGGUCAAAUAUAUCAAAGCCCAUGACAUUUAUACAAAACUUGGAGGGAAUGAUCCAGUCCGAAAUGGAAAACCAACCCCGACACCAUACUUCGCUGCACGUGCCAAAGCAGGCCUCUGCGUACGACAAACCGAAGGCUGAGCUUGGUGCCCUAGCAUCAUUAUACCCCACCACACAGUCGUUGGAGACACUCAAGGAAACUCUUGAAACGAUCCCAUUCCGAGACCCGGAAGUCAUGCUACAAACCGUUUCGAGCUCUCUCUGGUCGUUUGUAAAUGAAGUCAAGCAAAACGUUUUGGCGCCUAACCUAGCUUCCGAACACCUCAAAAACGAGAUCGAUAAUGUGUCUGACUGCUACAGCGAUGAAGAGGAUGUUGUGGAUUUAUCCAUCUACGCAAGCUCUCGACGCUCUCGAGCUGGCUCAUAA
This is a messenger RNA of Australozyma saopauloensis, 1167 nucleotides long. RefSeq lists its product as uncharacterized. The transcript has a single exon. NCBI's taxonomy places the organism in Eukaryota, Fungi, Ascomycota, Pichiomycetes, Serinales, Metschnikowiaceae. The coding region runs from base 1 to 1167 and encodes 388 amino acids. The record is from RefSeq and is a predicted model, not a curated record.